AUGAAAAGACAAAAAGCUUCUAUUCCUAACCGUAGAUCUUUAAUGGCGAAAAUUCCCUGUCACUACCUUCCAAAGCGACUAAUAGUAAUUGGGUUAUGCGCUUUUGCACUUCUAAUUAGCUAUGCAGAUCGUACCAAUUUGGCCGUAGGGAUAGUGUAUAUGUCUAAAGAAUUUAACUGGGAUUCAACUACCGAAGGUGCGGUACUGUCCGCCUUUUUCUUUGGAUAUUUUAUGACGCAGGUUAUUGGCGGCGCAUUAGCAGAUAAAUUUGGAGGGAAAAUAGUUCUCGGAACGGCGGCUUUCUGUUGGAGUGCUUUUACAUUCCUCACACCCCCCGCAGCAAAGCAUGGACUAUAUACCUUGUUAUUAUGUCGUGUCUUAUUGGGAGUUGGUGAAGGGGCGGCAUUCCCGAGUAUUCAUUCGAUUAUUUCUUUGUGGGCUCCAAUAUCAGAGCGUUCUCGCAUGGUAGGAAUAACUACUUCGAUAGGAUACUUUGGCAGUGUAAUUGCGCUACCUGCUUCUACAUGGCUAGGCUCAGGUCCCGGUGGCUGGGAAAGCAUAUUCUAUUUUUUUGGCGCAUUAGGUGGUGUAUGGUUGAUUCUUUGGGUGAUCUUUGCUCAAAGUAGUCCAGCGGAAUAUCAAGGAAUUACUAUAGAAGAAUAUAAUUGGAUAAAUGGAAACUCAUCAGUGCAACCGACAAGAUAUCAGCAACUGGAAGAAAAUCAGACGGGGAUUGAUAUUGAAGAUGUAAAUAUGGAUUCUAAUGAUAUAAUAGUAGCCGCUGGUAGUAUUAGUGGAUCAAUUAAGGGUGAAGACGAAGAGGAAUCGGAAGAGUUAGUAAUAGAAGAAACGAGCAACACAUUGCCAUCGUCAUUUAAGAAACGUCAAUACGAGACUAAAAAUAUUCCGUGGAAUCGCAUUCUAAAGCAUCGUGAGGUUUGGGCUAUCUUAAUUGCCCAGUUCUGCAACUCUCUUGGAUACUUUGUCAUUCUUACCUGGUUACCCACUUUCUUUAACGAUCAUUUCAAUGUUGAUGUUAAGAAAUUGGGAUAUUUUGCGGUACUACCUUAUAUUGUUCAAGGCGUGACCGGAUGUUUUGUGGGUGUUAUCGGCGAUUUUGCUAUUAAUAAAAUUGGUUUGAGAAUAAUCACGCUACGACGAUUCGCACAGUUAAUUGGAAGCAUGGGAAUGGCUGUUUUUAUGUUAUUGGCUACAUUCCAAGCGACUACUAUAGCACAAGGCGUCUUUUAUAUCGCAUGUGGUAUGGGUUUAAAUACGUUUACGCUUGUAGGGGUGGUAAUGUCCCAGCUUGAUAUUGCGCCACGUUACGCCGGUACCAUCUUUAGCCUUGGCAACACAGUGGCUACCAUUCCUGGAUUUUUUGGCGUUGCACUGACUGGCUGGAUACUAGAUAUCACCGGUCAUAAUUGGGGUAUCAUUUGGUCGAUUUGUGCACUUUUUUAUGUGGUUGGCGGAUGUUCGUUCUCCUUGUGGGCUGGUGGAGAAGUAGUGAUCGACUAG
Messenger RNA from Ambispora leptoticha, 1521 nucleotides. Lineage: Eukaryota; Fungi; Glomeromycota; Glomeromycetes; Archaeosporales; Ambisporaceae. The record is from the annotation of a GenBank genome assembly.